GUCGGCGGCGGCGGGAGGAGGCGGCGGCGGCUCCGUCCCGCUCCCGCUGCCCGGGGAGCGCCGCAGGUCUUCCUUCCCAUGGAAUCAGAGACCCAGACUGUACCUGCCAAAACCUGACAGUUCCAUUUGCAAUGGAGAGCAUUACACAGCUGUUCAAUGACUUGUGUGAAGCACACCUGACAGCUUUGCCAUGGAAGGUUCACUUAGGCAGGCAGAAGAUCAGCAAGAGAAGGGCUAAGCAAAAUUUGAAAAGGGUUGCUUAUAAUGCCCUGUUCAUGAACCUUUUUCAAGAUGAGGCUCGUAAGCUGCAAUCAAACGUUUCCAGACUCCCAGUGAAAAACAAAAUUUUGAUGCUGUCUUUCAACUUGAGAGUCGCUGGCCUAGGUGCUCAAGCAGAUAGACUGGAGAAUCUUGUGGAGGAACUGGAAACAGCUGAAUGUUUACCAUUUACUGAAGUUAAUUCUGUCUUAGAUCUCUUAGUACAGCUUGCUGGAACAGGUCCCCCUCAGCUGGUACCACAAAAAAAGGACUAUUUUCUGAACAACAAAUAUGUUGGGAGGAAUGUCAAAUACCAGGGUUAUGAUUAUUAUGAUGUGAGUGUGUUUGAAGCUGACAUACAGUCUCUGAUAACAAACGAAGAAUGUCAGUUCAACGACACGAUUCAGCAGACCCUGCAGAUCAUGGAGGCUGCCCCUGGCACUGGGCUCCCUGCCAUGGGGCUGUUCUCCCAGAGCUGUCCUGCUGGGGACAAGUUUGAGAAGGAAACGCGCGUCUCGCUCUUCGGUGCUCUCGUCCACAGCCGCACCUAUGAUAUGGACAUCAAGCUGGAUUUGCCACCAGUGCCUGACAAUGCAGAUUUGUCUGGACUUGCAAUUAAAGUUCCCCAAAGUAUAGACCAGUCAGAAGAUGAGGGAUUCCAGUCAGCAUCCAAUCUGACUCCUGAUUCUCAGUCAGAGCCAAGCAUGACUCCAGACAUAGACUUGUGGGAUGCAGUGCUUACAUAUGGACCCAGCAAACGAAGAUGUUGGGAAAGAAUUGGCUACCCACCUGGUAAAAAAGAGGAACCGUAUCUUACUGAAGCUGGGAGAGAAGCUUUUGACAAAUUUUACAAACUUCGAGAAGGGGAAUUGCAGCUGUUUGCUAAUACUGUACUUCAGCUUCCUCAGCUCGUGCUGGUGAAAGAACCUGAACUGGUUAAGGAUGUCUUGAAUGUCCUCAUUGGUGUGGUAUCCACCACAUUUUCACUCAAUCAGGCUGCUCAGUCCUUUGUGAUAAAGGAGGGGGUGUAUGUGUCUGGCACAUCACCAGAGACAAUGCAUAACCUGCUCUCAGAAGUUGCAGAGUAUGGAACCUAUUACACACGGCUCAGUCGCUUUUCUCUUCAGCCAGUUUUGGAUUCCUCAUACAGCAAAGGACUUGUGUUUCAGGCAUUCACAAGUGGACUGAGAAAGUAUCUUCAAUAUUACCGAGCCUGUGUUUUGUCAACACCUCCGACUUUGAGUCUUCUAACAAUCAGCUUUCUAUUCAGGAAAUUAGGUCGUCAGCUGAGGUAUUUAGCUGAACUGUGUGGCAUAGGAACGACAGCACUGGGGAUCAGUGGUGGAGCUGGUGGAGCUUCAUUUCCUACGGGUGUUAAAUUGCUUUCAUAUCUGUACAAAGAGGCUCUCAACAAUUGUAGCAAUGAGCAUUAUCCAGUUCUUCUCUCUUUAUUGAAGACAAGCUGUGAACCAUACACAAGAUUUAUCUAUGAUUGGGUAUAUAGUGGUGUGUUCAGAGAUGUUUAUGGAGAAUUUAUGAUUCAGGUGAAUGAGGAUUAUCUUUGUUUCAGAGAUAAACAUUACUGGACUCAUGGUUAUGUUUUGAUUUCAAAAGAAGUAGAAGACUGUGUCCCUGUAUUUCUUAAGCAUAUUGCUAAUGAUGUAUACAUAUGUGGGAAAACCAUAAACUUGCUGAAAUUGUGCUGUCCUAGGCAUUAUAUAUGUUGGUCAGAUAUACCUGUUCCCCGGAUUUCAGUUAUUUUUUCCCUUGAAGAACUGAAAGAAAUAGAGAGAGAUUGUGCAGUGUACGUAGGUCGAAUGGAAAGAAUUGCCCGGUACAGUUCCAUAAGCAAGGAGGAAAAGGACUUGCGCAUGGAAAUAGCCAAACAAGAAUUAAUUGUUCAUGCUCGGGAAACUGCUAGCAAAGUACUGAAAGCCAUUAGUGACAAACAAAUAUCAGAACGAAUGGCUUUGGAUGCAAAGAAACGGGAACAGUUUCAGAAGCUGAAGGAACAGUUUGCAAAGGACCAAGAGCGUCGUCUUGCGAUAAAGCAGGAGGAGAUUGAUGAUGAUUUCAGCUAUGCCCGAGAGCUCAGAGAGAGAGAAAAAAGACUCAAAGCUUUAGAAGAAGAACUGGAAAAAAAGGCAAGGCAGGAAUUAAUUGACCAUUAUAGCAAACUUUCUGAUGAUGCAGCCCGCAGGGAACAAAGAAAAUUAUGGAAAAUCCAGCGCCACAAGUUGGAAACAGCCCGUCUUAAGUUUCUGUUAGAAGAUCAAAAACACAUUGAGGAAAUGCUUGAAAAACUUCCAGAGGGAAGCUACAGGAGAAAAUUGGAUAUUAUUCCUUAUAAACAGUGCCAGUUGGCUUUGGAUAAAACCCCUGUUGAGAAAGAGCCACCUUCACAAGAGUCUUUUGUGAAACCUCUGCCUUCUGAUGAGACAGUUGGCAGAGAAGAAUCUGAGACUGAACAGGGAUAUGCUGCUUCUGCUGACAAAGCACUGCCUGUGCCAGAGCCAGCAAAUCAUGAUGCUGAUGAGCAUUUUCAGCCUAAAGCAGCAGGAUCUGAAAGCAAUCUCCAAAAUUCAAAGAAAGCAUGCAGUUCUCUAUACAGUGCUGAGUCUUUGCCUGAAUCCAAUGUGAAUAUAGAAGAUUUCUUAUCAAAGUCACAAGAUGAACAGUCUGUUGCCGUCAGGAUGCAAGGAUCUUUGCUAGAUGAAGCGUUCCAAAAUAUUAACUCAGAUCUUUCUGAGACUUCGCAAGUGAGUGAAAGUCAGGCUGUUGUGAGAGGUGCACCAGAAGAAGACAGUGCACCAUUGCAUCAGCAGAGCGAGUAUGAUUUCAGUACAGUUCUCAGACCAUCUGCAGCUUGGCAGGGACAUGGCAGAGUUGGGGAAAACGUAUUUGAUGUGGACAGCAGAAGGCCUCGCUGGAAUAUUCAUGGACAUGCAUCUGAUGCCAACAUUAGAGUGGGAGAAUACGUACCUCAAGUGGACACUUACCAGCCACGUUCAAGUCCUCAUGGGCAUUCUUCAGAUUCCCACAUAAAAAGCAGCAGCUGUACUUCUGAAGUUGAGUCUAGACGACCUCGAUGGAAUAUUCAUGGGCAUGUUUCUGAAGCUCAUAUUAAAAUUGGGGAAUAUGCUUCAGAGAUAGAGCCCUCAAGGCCCAGGUGGAACAUCCAUGGACACGCUUCAGAAGCCAAUAUUAAGAUUGGAGAGUAUGUGUCAAAUGUAGCUCCUUCAAGGCCUCGAUGGAGCAGCCAUGGUCACGCAUCUGAUGCCAAUAUCAAGAUUGGCGAAAACGUGUCAGAGGUGGCCUCAGCCAGGCCUCGUUGGAACAUCCACGGGCACGCCUCGCAGUCACACAUCAAAAUUGGAGAGCUGGUGUCGGAUGCAGAGCCUUUGAAAUCCCGUUUGAGCCCCUUUGGGCACGCAUCCCAGUCUAGCAUCCAAAUAGGGAAGUGGGCCCCAUCUACAGAAAGUGAUCCCAUACCUCAUCGUAAAGCCAUUUCGGGUUCUUCGUCCCACUCCACAGUUCAGACACUUCUGUACAGUGAGGAGUCCUCUCCUGCUGAAGGGGGCAGGAAGGAUGCAAAACCAUCGCAAGUUAAGGAAGAGACUUUGCCUCAGUCACAGAUAUCUGACAGUGUUACAGACUCUCCUGAUGCUAAUAUUAAAGAUGAUAAAAAGGAAAAUACAAUAGAAAAGAAAGAAGAAGUAAUUGCAGAUGUUGUCAACAAGGACCCUUCUCCAGAUUCCACACAGAGCUUACAGAAAGAAGAACCUGAAAAGGCCAUUUCUCAAGAUACCGUGCCUCAAGAAACUUUAUCUUCUGAAGCUAAUGCUGCCACAACCAAGGAGAGAGAAGGGGAAGAGGAAGAUGCAUGGAAGAAAGAACAAGCUUAUUUGAAAGCCUUAUCUGAUCAGUAUUGUAUUGAAAAGUAUCAAGAUAGUUAUGAUUUGAUGUCAGAGCCACCAGUUUCUCAUCUCUUGCAUCACGUGAUACCAAGAUCAUACACAUUUCCUGUGGACCCUACAGUGCAGUCUGCAACAGAUGAAACUGCUGUACAGCUGAGUGAGCUCUUGUCUCUGCCAGUGCUGAUGAAACGUUCUAUUACUGCUCCACUUGUAUCUCAUGUUUCUCUUGUGAACAAAGCAAUAGUUGAUUACUACUUUGUGGAGCUGAAUGUAGAGAAGCAUUUUGAAGCACUGAGACACUUUUUGUUAAUGGAAGAUGGGGAGUUUGCUCAGUCACUCAGUGACCUGUUGUUUGAGAAGCUUGGAUCAGGACAAACACCUGGUGAAUUGCUGAAUCCACUGGUUCUUAAUUCUAUCCUAAAUAAAGCACUACAGUACAGUCUUCAUGGUGACACCCAGCUUGCUUCCAAUCUUUCUUUUGCCCUCAAGUAUCUCCCAGAAAUGUUCACACCCAAUGCACCAGAUGCUCUGAGCUGCUUAGAGCUCAGGUACAAGGUUGACUGGCCUCUGAACAUUGUCAUUACUGAGAGCUGCAUGAAUAAAUACAACAAGAUUUUCUCCUUUUUGCUUCAGCUGAAGCACAUGGUGUGGACUCUCAAGGAUGUUUGGUUUCACUUGAAGCGCACUGCUUUAGUGAGUCGUGCGUCAAAUUCCGUCCAGUUUCGACAGCUCCAGCUAUAUAAACAUGAGAUGCAGCAUUUUGUGAAAGUAAUUCAAGGUUACAUUGCUAAUCAGAUCCUUCAUGUUACAUGGUGUGAAUUUGGAAACAAACUGUCUUCUGUGGGCAACCUGGAAGAAAUUCACAGAACACAUGCUGAAUACCUCAACAAAGCAAUCUUCAGGGGUCUGUUGACAGAGAAGGCAGCCCCAGUGAUGAACAUCAUCCACAGCAUCUUCAGCCUCAUCCUGAAGUUCCGCAGCCAGCUCAUCUCGCAGUCGUGGAGCUUCGAUGCAGGGAAGCAAAUGGCUGUCCAUCCCAACUUUGGUCUGAUGCAGCAGUCCUACAACACCUUCAAGUAUUACUCCCAUUUCUUAUUCAAAGUGGUAACAAAGCUUGUAAAUAGAGGAUACCAACCACAUUUGGAGGACUUUCUGCUGCGAAUUAACUUUAAUAACUACUACAAGGAUAACUGAACUCUAUAGAGUAAGGAUCACUGGUAACACAGUAAAACACAAACUAUGUGUAUAUGCUUAUGAUUUAUAGAAGCUUAUGCAAAUGCCAUGCAGGAGGCAUUUUUCUUCAGUGAAAUAAUCUGCUAUCUAAAAGCCUGAAGAGUAUAACCACCAUACACAGAGCAUGAUGAUGCUUAAAAUCCACUAAACCUGCCUGUUGUUUGAUCUGCUAAGAAUUGAUAUUGUCAUUAUUGCAGAGAUAGCAGAGCUGAGUGCCUGGUCUUAACACAGGAGAGAGUGCAAAACUGUAUAUCUGUGAAUGUGUAAAUGUUGUAUUUUCUGUGGUGUGAAUUUCCCUCAAUGUAAAUACAUGUAUGUGAAAUAAAUUAACAGAUACUUUCUAAAACUGCUGAGAGAUGGGUAUGAGGUACAAAUGUUCCCACAGAUAUUAGUACCUGUUAUUUGAUGUGGCUUAUUUUCAAACUGAUAUUAAUUCUUAAUCUAAAUAUAACUAAUUUCUUUAAGACUUGUAGUCACAGUGGAAGAGAACAUGAUGUGCCAAGGUGGUCUGUUAGGAGAUACAAUAUUUGACUAUUCAAGCACUUGGUGGUUGUUGGAACACUUGUGCCAAACUUAGUUUCUUUAUCCUUAAUUGAAACUAUGCAUCUUAUUUUGUGGUGAUUAUUUAAAACACCUAAAACAGAAAUUCAGCAUCACUGAGGCAAAAUAAAGCUGUAAUUCCCAAUAUAUUCCAACUACUGCUUUCAACUAAAGCAUCAUAUUUGCAUAAUAUUCCUUUUCCCACUUCGGUUUUUUCCCUUGUAUUGUGAGAAGAGACAAUUGAACUUUCAAUGUCAUAAUAUGAGAAUGCUAUAGAGAGGCAGUCAGCAUUAAAAUACUUUGUUUUUGGGAUCCUGAAGUCAUGGUUGACUAAAAGGUGGAUAUAUUCAUGAAGAGUUUAUUGUCUGGUGGGGGGACAGUUAUUUAAAGCUACAGGCCUGACUGGCAUGUUGCCAGGACUAUGGACUAUUGAAUAAGAUUAUUUUAUGAUGUAUAGAUAGUUUUAUAAUUUUCUUUUCUGAAUGAGAAAUAAGUGUUAGAGACAGAGUAUACCAGCUGUGAA
Molecule: messenger RNA, 6471 nt
Organism: Melozone crissalis (California towhee)
Lineage: Eukaryota; Metazoa; Chordata; Aves; Passeriformes; Passerellidae
Gene: TUBGCP6
Product: tubulin gamma complex associated protein 6
Exons: 26
Coding region: 132-5369 (1745 amino acids)
Biological process (GO): cytoplasmic microtubule organization; mitotic cell cycle; spindle assembly
Cellular component (GO): spindle pole; centrosome; gamma-tubulin complex
Molecular function (GO): microtubule minus-end binding; gamma-tubulin binding
Source: RefSeq, a predicted model, not a curated record